Clupea harengus (Atlantic herring) is the source of this 475-nucleotide messenger RNA. It is a transcript of the gene sec61g, whose product is annotated as SEC61 translocon subunit gamma. Gene Ontology annotation, molecular function: transmembrane protein transporter activity. Gene Ontology annotation, biological process: protein targeting; intracellular protein transport. Lineage: Eukaryota; Metazoa; Chordata; Actinopteri; Clupeiformes; Clupeidae. Gene Ontology annotation, cellular component: membrane. The record is from RefSeq and is a predicted model, not a curated record.
AAGACGUACGCUUGUGUAGGUUUAACGCUACGUCAGCCUUUCAGCCAACAGCUUUCUCCCGACAGCUACGUGGCCAGGGACAUCAGCCGGCCAGGUAACAACAACAAGACCCACACAGAAAACCCCACUUUCCCACCAUGGAUCAAGUUACGCAGUUUGUGGAGCCGAGUCGGCAGUUCGUGAAAGACUCCAUCAGACUCGUGAAAAGAUGCACAAAACCCGACAGAAAGGAAUUCCAGAAGAUUGCCAUGGCAACAGCGAUUGGCUUUGCGAUCAUGGGCUUCAUCGGAUUCUUUGUGAAACUCAUCCACAUCCCCAUCAACAACAUCAUUGUUGGCGGCUAAAUCCUACGUUCCUAUCCUAUGUAUGCUGACUAUUCCAAAUCAUGAUUGCGACUGACUGGGUUGAGUGAAGGAUUUUUACUUUGAGUGUUUGUGGGGCUGUUUGUUAAUAAAUAAUCAGUGAGGGAAAAUAA